Molecule: messenger RNA, 1899 nt
Organism: Armigeres subalbatus
Lineage: Eukaryota; Metazoa; Arthropoda; Insecta; Diptera; Culicidae
Product: tigger transposable element-derived protein 1-like
Exons: 2
Coding region: 242-1870 (542 amino acids)
Cellular component (GO): nucleus
Molecular function (GO): DNA binding
Source: RefSeq, a predicted model, not a curated record
CACGCGUGUAUGGCAAGGUUUCGUAGAACACCGCAGAGCGAAAGUGGGUACCAACACAGAGAGCCGCACGGUACGGAGGGUCGUCGUUUUUAUUUCGUUCUCCACGCUCGGUGCGGGCAGAUACCAUCGAUCGUCGUGACGGAACAGUUUGCUGUCUGUGGCGUGUGUUUUCUGCUGAAAAGUAGCAAAUAAAUUAGGCAGUUGAUUAGUGUUUCUCUUUAUCAGUGCGCAAAUAACAACGAUGGCGAACAUCGAAAUACUAUUGGACCCUAGUCUCGUCAAAGCUCGACAACGGCGGUCUUUCUCGCUAGCGGAGAAAAUGAAAAUACUUGACCGCAUGGCGAAAGGCCAGAGUGCCACCAAAAUUGCUCGGGACUACAACGUUAACGAAUCUACCAUUCGACACAUGCGCAAACAGGAGGCAACCAUUCGGCUGGCGGCAAACUCUAUGACUUCCAAGGUGGCAUCGGGCUCGAAGCGGAAUCGAAACCUUCAAAUGUCAAAGAUGGAAGCCUGUCUAACUACUUGGUUGGAUGACAUUCGCGCUAAGCGACUACCCGUCUGGCAUGGCAAGGUGAAAUCUAAAGCAUUGCAACUCUAUGAUCUUAUCGGAAAGCACGAACUGUUUGAAAGUGUAGGAUUUGCUGCCAGUACUGGAUGGUUCGAAAGAUUCAAACGAAAAUAUGAUCUUUUUGAGUUAAGACCCCAUGAAGAGCGGCCACCUCCAAGCGAGGUGGAGUUCAAAACAACAAUGAAAAGCGCACUCACAGAUGGGCACAUUACACCAGGUCAAAUAUUCACCGUGGAAACAAGUAUGUUUCAUUGGAAACUUCUACCAGGCGUGGAUACACAAGAAAAAGCCAUGAUGUUGUUCAGCUGUGACGCCUCUGGGAAUUUCUUCACACCACCUAUUCUCUUCAGAGAUAAAUCGGAACCCGCAACUAACUCAGUAUAUGUCAAACUUGAAAAGCCAGAGUCCAUCACCAAGCAAGAUUUGCGUGACUGGUUCUACGAUAUUUUUGUGUCAAAGGCCGAAAGUUUUCUCAAAGCAUCCAACCUCCCAGAUCGAGCAAUUGUAUUGGUAGCGAAUGACCCAAAUCAUCCAACUGAUUUAGAACAUUAUUCAUUUGAUGUGGCUACCAUUCCUCCAGGUUGCAACCCUACCUGCUUACCCACUGCUCGGGGAAUCCUGCUACACUUCAACGCAGUUUAUUUGAAACAUCUCAGUCUGGCCAUGAAGGAAAUCGUUAAAAAAGGAAUUCCCUUCGAAGAGGCAUGGGAAAAUUUUUCCAUCGAAGAUACAACAGCCAUCCUAAAAUCCACCGUGGCAGACCUCGACAAACGAGCAUUGAGAAACGGAUGGUCAUACUUACUUGACACACCCAAGCAAGAUUUUUCAAAUGACCCCAUACUUCAAGAAACAGUAUCCAUCCUUCAAUCCAUCGGCGUGAAUGACAUAUCAGUGAGAGAUCUUAGAGAGCAAAUCACUCCUCGGGAACUUACUAACGAAGAGGUCGUCGAAUUCUUCAUGAAACACCAAAAGGAACUGGAAGAGUCAAACUUUGGUGAACCAGCCGAAGCCACACACCAUGAGCUCGAUGAGUUGGAUCCCGUUGAAAGGAGAAUGCUUUUCAACGAAAUCAAUCAACAUCUGGCGGCGUUGGCCUCAGCAAGGAAAUUUUUCGAAGCAAAGGACAAAAACAAGCCCCGAUCAGAAGCCAUCUCGAAACGAUUGAAACAGGUCAGCAUAUGGAUGCGGGAAAUGAGGACCGAAAUAACACCUACCGACCCGGACGAUAAAAUUCCAAUGGAUAUCAAAAUUGAACCGUUGGAAAUAGAAAUGGAAAUCGAACAACUUGAUAGUGAUUAAUAAAAACAGAUAAAAUAAACCUGAGAUAA